Trichoplusia ni (cabbage looper) is the source of this 3779-nucleotide messenger RNA. RefSeq names its product NADPH oxidase 5 (gene Nox). The transcript has 20 exons. Bases 138 to 3536 code for a protein of 1132 amino acids. The record is from RefSeq and is a predicted model, not a curated record. Gene Ontology annotation, biological process: defense response; superoxide anion generation. Lineage: Eukaryota; Metazoa; Arthropoda; Insecta; Lepidoptera; Noctuidae. Gene Ontology annotation, cellular component: plasma membrane; NADPH oxidase complex. Gene Ontology annotation, molecular function: superoxide-generating NAD(P)H oxidase activity; calcium ion binding.
CCUUCAGUAUUUAAGUGUCAUCAUCUACCAAAAGAAGGCAGUGUGUAAACGCCCUAAAAAGAGAAAUGUGAAAAAAAAAACAAAAAACAUCUAAUUCCGAAUACCAUAAAAUGCCACAGACUUAACGAAGCACAGACAUGGCGUCAAACGGAACAACACCUGAAAUAGUCACACAUUUCGAAACGGUCGACUUAGACAAGGAAAAGGAAUAUGUGAACGGCACUAAUGGUUUCAAUGGUACUAAUGGUACCAAUGGUACUUUGUCACUAUGUGGCCUGGACGGGAACUGCUUGGGGGUGCCACGGACAGGACACCGGCCGUCUAUCAUGGAGGUUGAAUGUGCUAAGGAGAGAACCAGGCUGGCGCUCCUGAAGCAAUGCUCGGCCAUCUUUAAGCAAGGAGACCAGCGGUAUACAAAGGAGAGUCUGCAUCGGACGUUUCAGGAUGAGGAUUUGUUGGAGCGGAUUUUUCGGUUAUUUGACGUGGACACAGCUGAACAUUUAGUGCAAAACGAAUGGCUCGAAUACCUGAAAGAGAGGCUUACGGAGGACAAACAAAUAGACUUCGUCGAGCAAGUAGAAAGCGUCGCAUACGUAUUAUGUGGGAAUGGAGUCAUAAAGCUCGACACGUUUCAACAAAUCCUAAAAAACAAAGUUGUGACGAACAAGUUGUUUAGAGUUGUGGACACGGAUGGUGACGGGUAUGCGACAGGUGACGAAAUCAUGGAGUUCCUAUCUACAGUUACGAGUAGCAGGCCUCGGGUAGGCUUCGACAAGCACAGCGUGGACCGACUGGAGAAGCUGUUCCGGGAGACAGUCGGAGACGAGAAGGAGAUCACUCGAGAACAGUUCCAGAAGAUCGUCGUGUCCAAGAAUCCAUUCUUCACGGAGCGAGUGUUCCAGAUCUUCGACGAGGACGACUCGGGCGCCAUCUCACUGCAGGAGUUCAUCGCGGCGGUGCACCGGUUCGCGGGGCAGACGCCCGAGGACAAGAUACGGUUCCUCUUCAAGGUGUAUGACUUGGAUGGUGACGGUCUCAUCCAGCACCGUGAGCUGCAACACGUGAUGCGCGCAUGCAUGGAGGAGAACGGCAUGCAGUUCAGUGAUGACCAGCUGCUGGAGCUGACUACUGCCAUGUUUGAGGAUGCAGACACUGAACACCGCGGGGCCAUCACGUAUGAGGCGCUGAAGAAGCAGCUCAGCAACCAUGAUGGAUUGCUGGAGAAUCUGUCUAUAAGUAUCGACCGCUGGCUGGUCCCUCCUAAAGAAGAACCAAAGAAGCCAGUCUCCGUCCUCCAGCGCCUCUCCAGCCUGAAGCCGUACCAGCUGUCGCGGCCCUACUUCCGCAACAACUACGUGUACCUCACGUACCUCGGCGUCUUCUUCAUGGUCAACAUCGUGCUGUUCGUGGCGAGAAGCGUCGAGUACCGAGAGGCUAAUGGAUUUGUUAUACUGGCUAGGGCUUGUGGCCAGUGCCUCAACUUCAACUGCGCGUGGGUGCUGGUCCUCAUGCUCCGCAACUGCCUGACGCAGCUGCGCGUGCGCGGCUGCAGCUCGUUCCUGCCGCUGGACCACCACAUCUACCUGCACAAGCUGACCGGCGUGCUCAUCACCAUCUACAGCGCCGUGCAUACUGGCAUGCACUUGUGUAACUUUAGCUUGAUAGUUAUUUACGACGCGAAGGUGAACGCAGCAAACUUCACGCUGUCAGAGUGGCUGCUGACCCAGAAGCCGGGGAUGUUCGGGCUGGUGGCGGGGUGCGCGAACCCCACCGGCGUGGCGCUAGCUGUCAUACUGCUGGUCAUGUUCGUCUGCAGCCAGCCGUUCAUCAGGCGAGGGGGGAGCUUUGAGGUAUUCUACUGGAGCCACCUGCUGUAUGUCCCCUUCUGGCUGCUGCUGCUGUUCCACGGGCCCAACUUCUGGAAGUGGUUCGUGGUGCCCGGUACCAUAUACCUGUCUGAGAGGAUCAUGAGGCUCGUGUGGAUGAGAUCCGAGCGAGGCAAGACCUACAUAUCGUCGGGCAUCCUGCUCCCCUCCCGCGUCACGCACCUGGUGGUGAAGAGGCCGCCUCUGUUCGACUUCCACGCCGGCGACUACGUGUUCGUCAACAUCCCCGCGAUAGCCACAUACGAGUGGCAUCCGUUUACUAUCAGCAGUGCGCCAGAACUGGAAGGAUACCUAUGGCUUCACAUACGUGGUGUGGGCGAGUGGACAAACCGGCUGUACUCGUACUUCGAGCGCGAGCAGGCGCGGCUGCAGGGAGGCGAGGAUCUGCCGGCUAUCGAGAACGGACACCAGAAACUGGCUCGUUCCAUCUCUAGUCAGAGCAAGAAGAGCAGGAAGAGUUCGAUCAACAGCGUCAAGAAGAGGUCGGUGGACUUCUCCCCGACAAGUUUCACCAACCAUGCGUUUGUUGGAGACGAUGCUCUGAGUUUGGAUCCCAAACCUAUUGAAUUGCCAUCAAUAACCACAAAGGUCUCCUACCACCCCUCGCUGCUGGCGCCCGCCAGGACUCUGGAGAAGUCCCGCUCCAUGCCUGAUGUGCAGAAGAAUGUUAAGAAACGGCAGAGAUUGAUGGCCCUCCGCGACUUCAUGCGCUCGGAGUCGGAGAGCAAGCUGGACGAGGACUCGCUCCGCAGCGCCCGCAAGAGCUUCGGGCUGGCGAGCCGCAUCCCGCACAACAAGUCGCUGGUGCACAGCUUCCGGUACAUGCGCACCAAGCCCACCAUCAUCGCCUUCAAGACGCCCAGCUUCGAUGAGAGGAGACGGAGUAAUGAUAGUAUCUUGACUCUCGCUCGUCGGCGGUUAUCGAAGAGUCUGUCACCCGACAGAGAUGUGGAGUCCCAGCCCGAGAAAAUAGAUGAAAAUGAUGGCUCCGUGGUCACCGAUGAGUUUGAGAACUACCCUGUGGGAAAACCUUUGGAGAUCUACCUGGACGGUCCGUACGGCGCGGCGUCCUCCCACAUCUUCGUGGCGCAGCACGCGGCGCUGGUGGCGGCCGGCAUCGGCGUCACGCCCUUCGCGUCCAUCCUGCAGGCCGUCAUGUACCGCUACUGGAGCGCCAGGAGGGACUGCCCCAGCUGCGGACACUCCUGGGCUGCUGAUAUGCCCACGCAGAAUAUGAAUCUUAAGAAGGUGGACUUCUUCUGGAUAAACCGCGAGCAGCGCUCGUUCGAGUGGUUCGUGUCGCUACUGUCGCAGCUGGAGAUCGAGCAGGCGGAGCUCGGCGGCGCCAUGGAGCGCUUCCUCGAGAUGCACAUGUACAUCACCAGCGCGCUGCAGAAGUCCGACAUGAAGGCCGUGGGGCUGCAGCUGGCGCUGGACCUGCUGCAUGAAAAGGAGAAACGCGACUUAAUAACAGGCUUGAAGACCAGAACGAACGCAGGCCGUCCGAACUGGGAUAAAGUGUUCAAACAGCUGCAGGAGCAGAACAAGGGCAAAGUCACAGUGUUCUACUGCGGGCCGCCGCAACUCGCCAAGAUCCUACGCGUCAAGUGCGACCAAUUCGGAUUCGCUUUCAGGAAAGAGGUAUUCUAACUUCGUUUAAGUACUGAACUUGGCUCAUAGCACUGCCUUUUUUAUGAAGUUUUUUUACCUUUAGCAGAAUUUUUUAUUUGUUUUCUCCUGAAGUAAUGAUGUUUUGUCUUUUGGUUAGCAACUAAUAGGUAUCUAAAAUCUGUAUAAAUGAAUGUUGGAGAAAACAUGUUUGAAAAUUCGCUAAAGUUGUGUGUCUUAGUUAAAAUUUAUAUUAAAUUAAUUGUGAUUAUUUUUUGUAAAUAA